CAAGUGGCGAGGCUCUCUGGGUACCUUAUUAUUAGCCUCUGACUAGCUAGCUUGUUCAUUCUACGUCUGUCCCAACUUUGGCACCGGUCUUACUAGAUAGCAAUUUGAACUUCUCGGGCCGGCACCGGACAACAACUAUAAAAACUCUGUGGUGCAGAGUUCUGUCAUUGACAAACAUGAUGGAUCCAACACCUGAAACUGAUGUGCUUCCAGCCAUCGCCAUCGUUGGAAUUAGCGCCGAGCUUCCCAGUGGAGCUCAUAGCCCAAUCAAUCUUGAUUUCGACGCGUUUCAAGAAAUCCUGCUCGACGGAAAGGAUGUCUAUGAAAUAUUUCCUCGUGAAAGAUUGAGCAUUGACUCAUGGAGGGGCCGCGGCCUUGGGCGCAUAAUCACGAACACAGGGGCUUUUGUAAAAAAUUUAACGCUCUUCGAUUAUUUAGAAUUCGGCGUCUCAGCGCGAGAUGCAAAGGCGAUGGCCGUCGGAGGUCGAAAGCUCCUGGAACAGUCUUUUUUGGCCCUCCUGGAUUCUGGUAUCGACUACCGCAGUCGAAAUGUCGGGUGUUAUGUGUCAGCAGUCGAUUUUGAUAUAAACAACGUCACGGAACCGGAUGUGUUCGAAGCCCGGGGCUCAUUCGCCGGGGCACCGUGUAUGGUCGCAAAUCGAAUCUCGUAUUAUUUAGAUCUCCUCGGCCCUUCCAUUCCAUUAGACACGGCUUGCAGUUCAAGUCUUACCGCGACGCACCUAGCGGUGCAAGCUCUUCGAAACGGUGAUUGCGAAGCUGCCAUAGUGGGCGGAUCUCAAAUCAAUCACAGACUUAUCGACUGGAUAAACUACAGUCAGGGAUCCGUUCUCUCUCUAGAUGGCAAAUGCAAGCCAUUUGACGCAUCCGCGGAUGGAUUCGGUCGCGGAGAAGGCACUGUUGUCGUCGUGCUGAAACUACUCAGCGAUGCUAUCCGCGAUGGAGAUCACAUUUAUGCCUCAAUACUCGGGACUGGAAUAAACUCUUGCGGAUGCGCAGCCCCUGUCAGUGCUCCCGUGGCCGAUGCACAGAAGGAUGCAAUGCUCAGGGCAUACUCAAGUACUGGCCGCUCACCAUCCGAAGUAGACUUCAUCGAACUGCACGCUACAGGUACAGCUGCGGGAGACCCAACUGAGGCAAACUGGGUCGGCGAAGCGUUCAAACGUAACGGAGAGCUAUUACUUGGCAGCGUGAAAGGAAAUCUCGGGCACCUGGAAAUUACAGCUUUCCUCGCGUCACUGAUUAAAGUAUGCUCCAUCUUCCGUAACGGAGUAAUACCACCGACUGCCAACUUCUCCCGACCUAAUCCAGCUAUCAAGUGGGCGGAAUAUAACCUGCGGGUAGUGAUUGAGCCAACGGUACUUUUGCCUCGUCAUAAGUCUGGGCGGGCCCUUGUGUCCAUUACUAGCUCUGGCAUCGGAGGCAGUAAUGGUCAUGCAGUUGUCGAAAGCUUUGGAUAUCGUCCUAUCCCGAACGGCAAGACGACUUCCACAAAGCGCGGGCCAGCGCUUAUUAUUACAGGGGGCCUGACACCACGUUCCGCAACAGCAAAUGCCGAGAUGCUGGUCGACACGGUAUCAACUGCUCGCGUCGAUGACUGGCCUAUGCUUUCAGUCAUCCUAGGAAGAAGAGCAAGACAAAUGACCUGGCGGACUUUUGCAGUCGUGGUACCUAACCAACAUCUCGAUGUCGGAAACUUUUCAUCUCCGAAUCUUGUUUCUCGAAGUCGGCCACCUUUGGUCUUUGUUUUCUCUGGGCAAGGGCCUCAACAUAUUAACAUGGGACGACAACUUUUCGCAUCUUAUUCCGUUUUCCGAGAGUCGAUCCUCAGACUUGACCAGAUAUACGAAGAAAUGGUUGGACAAUCUCUCAUGAAAGCAAUCGGCCUAUUCGACACCUCGCUGAGUUCCACUGAGCUUCCUUCAACAUGGCCUAUAUGCAUCGUACUUCCGGCCAUUGCGAUGGUGCAGAUUGCCCUUGUAGACCUCCUUCGGUCCUUCAAUGUCAUUCCGGAUAUAGUAAUUGGUCAUUCGGCAGGAGAGACAGCUGUGAUGUAUGCUUCUGGAGCUGCGUCAAAGGAAAUGGCCUUUUCAGUAGCGAUAGCCCGUGGUACAGCAAUGUCUGUUGUGGAAGAGAUGCAAGGGACUAUGGCAGCGAUAUCCUGUAGUGCAACAGCUGCACAGUCCCUUAUUGACACGGUUACUGAUGGAGAUGCGACUGGUAAAGUAGAGAUCGCAUGUUUCAAUGCUCCGGAAUCUGUUACCAUAUCUGGGUUAGAAUCGUUCGUCACAAAGGCAGUUGAACUUGCGAAAGAGUGUGGACACUUUGCGACGAUUUUACGAACACGCGUUCCAGUCCAUUCCAGUAUCAUGGAAACCUGCAGGCAGAAGUACGAGGCCUUAAUCCAAGAUGUCUUUAAAGCGUAUCCCGGUGACCAUCGCCCGAGAGUCACGACUUAUUCGACCUUGACUGGUCAGCGAUGGAAUACUUCAUUCACUCCUGGUUAUUUCUGGGAGAACGCACGAAAUCCUGUACGAUUUACAGACGCUAUGUCAGCGUUGCUACUUGAUUCACCUAAUGCAACGUUCGUGGAAGUCAGUCCUCACCCAGUGCUUUCUUCAUACAUUUCCGACCUAGGAGUGACUCGUGGCUCUGUAAUUUGUCCCAUGCGACGUACAAAAACUUCGGAUGAAUUUCACGAGCAGAGGGUUCUUUUGCAUUGUCUUGGGAUAUUAGUCUGCCAAGGGUCUGUCAAUGCCGACUACAUGGCUCUCAACAAGGUCCACGCUGUUGACUCGAAGCGCAUUGUACUCCCACCAUAUCCCUUAGUUCGAAGGCACGUUCCGUAUUAUCCCAAUCACUCUGUCCUCUCUAGGCAUCAGUUGAACGAGCGAGGUGGGGCCUUGAACGGACGUCACCUUAGGAUAAACUCCGCAACACACCCGGAUAUAGCCCAGCACGUCAUCAAGGAUGAACCCAUCAUGCCGGCAGCAGGCUAUUUGGAAAUGGUAUUUGAAGAGGGUGCAAGGCAACUAUGGAACGUUGACUUUCGUUCUCUGUUUUCAUUAUCUUCUUCGUAUCCCGCCGCUUUGGGCCUCGAACUCGACGGCAUUCAUUUCUCUGUGGUAUCCUAUUCGGAUUCGGAAACUAAAGAGGGUCGCCGUCUUCAUGCAGAAGGCUACCUAUCUAGAGAACCCGAAGCAAACAGUUUCAGUCUCGAUCCGUUCCAGUUAAGCACUGUGUUAGAGCGUUGUUCUAAAGUCGACAUCUCAGACUUCUACGAAUCGCUUAAAUACUUCGCGAACUACGGUCCUCCGUAUCAACGAAUUAUGACUUGCUAUAAGGGAAAGCAUGAGGUUUUAGCUGAAGUGCGUGGAACAACGGACGAUCUUGAAAAUUCCCACCAAUAUGUUUUCCAUCCCGCAAUUUUGGAUUCCUGCUUUCACGUCGCAGUCCAUCGCAUGCUGACAGGGAGUGUUGACAACAACGAGUACUAUCUACCUUCACAUGCCGAUAAUGUGUAUAUUUCCGAGGCUCUCGUUGCCAACGGGCCACCUGCUGUACUUUAUGUGCACGUCAUGUUCCGCCGAUGGCAUCCAGAUCAUCUCGUUUACGACUUCACUAUUGUAGAUGAGAGUGGCAUACUCCUUUGCUCGAUUCAUGGCUUUGAAGUUGCCAGGCACAAGUCAAUCCCGGAUGCCAGCAUACGACACCGCUUCGACAUAGUUAACGAAGUUGUUCCUCCUGAGAAGUAUCAGCGUCUGCCGAACGGAGAGAAGAUUGGAUAUGGCGACACAACCUUACAUGUACUCCAGUUCAAACGUGGACACGAAAUGGAUCUGAAGCGAGCACUGCAAGGGAUAGACAGGAACAAGCUGGCGGUGCUUUGGGUAUUUGCUGGCUUGGGAAAGGAUGGUGCCGCUGCACAAGGGUUUACGAGGUCACUUCGCCGGGAAGUUUUCAUAUGGGACAUUCACCUAGUACUCCUGCCCCAGGACUGGGAUGUGUCCAGCCAGUAUUCCAUGGUGAAAAAUCUUGCAGUAUCCGAAGAAUCCGAAGCAGAAGUCGUUGUUGCUAAUGACGGAAGCAUCUCUGUACCCCGAGUAUCUGAAUCACCUGCUCCUUCGGCUCCGCGUUUCGACACGAACGCUCUGUGGAGUUUGAAUAAGAGACUUCAACUCGAGCAGGCACGCUCUUACCAUGUCCCUGAAGGAUGUUUUCUUAUUACUGUUGAAUUUACCUCGGCGCUUGACUUUUCGUUGCGAGGUAUUGUUGGACGCGUAGCGAAAGGAGAGCGAGAAGGGUCAAAGGUUAUGGGCAUCGUUCCCUCUCACCCGAUAUCAAACUAUGUAGUACUGCACGAAGGCCGUUUCAACUAUAUCGAUGAUGGCACGGUAGCUAGUCCCGAGCUCGCGUUAGGAGCAUUCGCGGCGUUCGUCUCUCUGGGUGCAUCUACGUUGGCAAGACCAUCUAGGCUGAAGGGAAAAACUGUUCUGGUUACCAAUGCGUCUAGCUCUGUUGGUCGAGGUUUGCGACAUGUACUCACAGUACUGGAUAUCAAGCAUAACUUGGUUGGGGAAAUCUCCGAGACCUUGAAGGAAUCGCUUAUGCCUUAUGAUAUCAUCGUGUCGGGAGCCACUAGGAAGGCAGAAAUCCAAUUGUUAACAAGUAUGGCGAGCGGUUCCUCCUUGGUAUUCUGGAACAAUGCAGGAUGUGGCCUGCAGGCAGUGUACGAUAGAGAAGUUUGGGCAGUGCAGGACUCCCUUGAGUUAGUUAGGCAUAUGACAAGACGAGACUAUGCUCUUGAGACUGGUGUCUCACCCACCGGGGUGCUUUCAUCUGAAGUGGAUCUUGACCGUGUGACGGUUUUCUGGCGCUUAUUUGAUCCUGAAAAAACGUAUGUCUUAAUCGGUGGGAUCGGAUCUCUAGGUAUGACCAUCGCCGUAUGGAUGUAUAGAAAUGGUGCACGGCGGAUCGUGAUGACAUCGCGCAACGGCCUAGCGUCCUCUUCAUUAGCGAAAAACGAUAAUGCUGUUCGGAUGCUUGACUAUCUUCAAAGCCUUUACGAUCUAGAAUUGCGUCUGGAAAAUUGCGACGCCACCUCCCGCAAUGACAUGAGAAGGCUGCUAGCAAGCAUCGACAGCCCAUUGGGUGGCUGCAUGCUUCUUUCUGCUAUCCUUUCUGACAGGACCUUCUUCGCGCAUAACGAAGAGACAUACGAGGUGCCAUUCAAGCCUAAAGCGAUGGCCUUUGAGGUACUCGAAGGAGUAAUCGAUAUCGGAAAGUUGGAUUUUUUCGUCACGUUCUCUUCCGGUACGUUAUUUGGAAAUGCCGGUCAAACUAACUAUUCGAGUGCAAAUACCCUCACCGACGAAUUGACUCGCAAAUAUCCCAACGCUUUCGCACUUGUAACACCUGUUAUCCUGGAUAGUACGAUUGCGCUCGACUCGACGUUCUCCAAGCUCAAAAAUCUUCUGCCCUGGGGUAUAACAUCUGAAGCAUUGUGUACGUACAUUGGAGACGGGAUACGGAAGUUAGCAGAUGGCGCUUUCUGGCUUUACAUCCCUGACCUCAACUGGAAUAUCGUAUACAGUUCUCUCGGUUCAUCUUCGUUAUACGAUCACUUGGCCGUGAAGCCCGACGAAGCAAAACCGGAACGGUCAGAGAAACCACCACUCCCACUAAAGGAGAUAGUUUUGGCGCAUCUCGACGUCAAAGCCGAUGACUUGUCGCCAAAUGUUCCAUUAACUUCGUAUGGACUCGACUCCCUAUCUGCCGCGCGACUGUCCUUCGACCUUCAACCGUUAUUGUCUGUCACGCAACUGCAACUGCUCGCCAAUGUCAGUUUGAGCGAUUUGGAAAGCAGAGCUCGUGAUAGUCCACCUCCAGGAAAGACGGCUGCUCACCAAAGUGGAGAUGGGUCCGACUUCAAUUGGGCGAAACUUAAUCAGCCGGGUGAAACUAUUGUUAAGCUUCGUGACCUGGACGGGAUUCCACUUAUUCUACUCCAUGGUGCUAGUGGUAUCGUAACUGCUUUCAGGCCGCUUCAAGAGCAUUUCUCCACGCCAUUAUGGGCUAUACAGACUACCCCAGAGACACCAUUUCAGUCAAUCUCUGCCAUUGCGAGAUUUUACUUUGAUCAGAUAAAGAAGCAACGGCCAGACGGGCCGUAUCGAGUUGGAGGCUUCUCAGGAACUAGCCUCAUUACGUUCGAGAUCGUUCGUCUGCUCGAAGCGAAUGGAGAUGAAGUCGUCCAGCUCGUAUUCCUUGACCAUUUCCCUAUGCUUUUCUGCUCACCGAUAUGGACAUGGGAUGAUGAGACCAUACGUGAAGGUAGACCAAGCAAUCGGCUUGUUGCUCAGCAGGCCUGGGUUAUAUGUACUGCGAUUCGGGGAGAUCCAGCCGUUAACAGGCAUAGCGUAGCGGAUGCACUUAUGGAUGCUGCGAGCGGAAAAGGAGUCCGUCCCCACAUUAGGCACUUCUAUGAGACGCUCAAGGUCUUGGUAGAUAUGGUCAUGACGUUUUUGCUUGAUCUUUCCGGAGGGGACCUUGACUUGGUACAGGAUGCGCUGGUGAAGUGGAUAAGCGGAAUCAAGGUACCAUUUACAGUAUACGUAGCUUCCAGCGGGAUACGACGAGCACUUCCAGCAGAGGAAUGGAAUACGUGGUCGGAUUUUGGCACGAAUGUCAUUCCGAGUGCUAAAGUCGUCACAGUCGAGGGCGAUCAUUAUAGUUUCAUGGAAUCGAAAGCUCUGAGUGAUAGUCUUCAGCAUGGUUGGCAAUGGCCAUGAGGACAGAGGGAGUCAGGCUCGAAAUUCUCUGUUCUGUUGUUGAACGUACUGGAGCUUUGUAAAUAUUUGACUGUAU
Messenger RNA from Fomitiporia mediterranea MF3/22, 6885 nucleotides. It is a transcript of the gene pks2, whose product is annotated as polyketide synthase. Lineage: Eukaryota; Fungi; Basidiomycota; Agaricomycetes; Hymenochaetales; Hymenochaetaceae. The record is from RefSeq and is a predicted model, not a curated record. Gene Ontology annotation, biological process: fatty acid biosynthetic process. Gene Ontology annotation, molecular function: fatty acid synthase activity. The transcript has 17 exons. Bases 177 to 6809 code for a protein of 2210 amino acids.